GGUUUUUUCUUUUCAAUUUUUUUCCAACAAAAAAAGCCAACAAAUCUGGUCUCUCUCCAUCACCUCCAUUGCAGAUAAAGCUACAGUUACAGUCCAACCUCUAAACCAAAGUGACCCUAGCCUCGAGGCUCAGGUCAGGGCGGUGUUGGAAAAAAAGUGGAUCCAACAAUGAACCUAUAACAUUCAGACUUACCUGCCUCUUCCGUUUACUCCACAAAUUUCUUGCUCUCAGACCAUUCAAUCGCAUGGAAACCCUCCAGAUUAGACCACGAAACCUGCAAUCUCUAAAACCCAAAUUCAUGAACACACGCUUUUUAAAACUCGUCAUCAAACCCUUGAACCCUUUUUUAUCCACCCCGAAACCCUUCUGCACUACAAACUCUUCAACCCCUCUUCCUCUAAAAAAGACCGUACUUUCAAGAAACAGAGUAAAGGUUAGGGAAAAAGUAGCCGAUGCUGCCCAACUUAAACAGAAUUGGUUAGACUCUCUCACUUUUCCUUUACCUAACGAGACUGAGACUGAGACUACAAAUUUGGGCGGAGAUGAUUUGACCCGGAAUAAUGCGGGUUCCAAUUGGGUUAUUGGUGUUGACCCUGAUGUUUCCGGUGCUUUGGCACUAUUGAAAAUCGAUGAGUCAGGUUGCUCUGCUCAGGUGUUUGAUUCCCCUCACUUGAAAGUAAUGGUUGGAAAAGGAAUUCGGAAGCGAUUAGAUGUUAAGUCUAUCGUUCAAUUGAUUCGUAGUUUUGAUGCUCCAAUUGGAACUACUGCAUAUGUAGAACAAUCAACCCCAUUCCCACAAGAUGGGAAACAGGGAUGGUGGAGUGGAGGAUUUGGUUAUGGAUUAUGGAUAGGGGUGUUAGUUGCCUCAGGGUUCUCUGUAGUUCCAGUACCAUCUAUGACAUGGAAGAGUGAUCUUGAACUUGCCGGAGGCAGGUGUGCUAAGGAUGAUAGCCGAAGAAUCGCAUCAACAUUAUUUCCAUCAUUGAGUCCCUUACUAGAAAGGAAAAAGGAUCAUGGAAGAGCUGAGGCUUUACUCAUUGCUGCAUAUGGAAAACGCAUGAAGUUGAAGAACUCAUCUUCUGAUGAAUUGCCGUAAAAGUGGCUAAUUGUGUGGCCGCUCACUUCCAUCAGCAGGUGCAGCUUUAUUCCCUGCUGCAUAUAACCAUUUGGAAGAGAAUGGUAAAACAAGUUGCGUGAUGUGAAGACAGAUGGUUGAAGCAGCUUAAAGAAUUUCGCCUGUCAAAUUCUCAAAUCCAGAAGUCCGAAGAAACAUAAAAGCGACAGGAUUCUUGAAGACAUCUGAUAAAUACUAUUCUUGAAGACUGGAAUGACCAUUCUUUUCCGGAGUCAUACAUCCUAUGGGUUAGAAUAAUGGAAAAUCGAAGAUUGAAAAUGAAAAAAAAAUGUUAUUCUUCUUCUCUAUGAGUGAUCCCUGUGGCAAUUCAUUGCAUUUUUGCCGUUUUUAUCUAUAGAAUUUGAUGGCGAAAUUAUAUAUUGGAACUCCAUUGAAUGAUAUUUAUCAAUUGCGAAAUGAUGCCAUAUCACAGA
This is a messenger RNA of Populus euphratica (Euphrates poplar), 1549 nucleotides long. RefSeq lists its product as uncharacterized. The transcript is spliced from 6 exons. The coding region runs from base 246 to 1097 and encodes 283 amino acids. Gene Ontology annotation, molecular function: crossover junction DNA endonuclease activity. The record is from RefSeq and is a predicted model, not a curated record. Lineage: Eukaryota; Viridiplantae; Streptophyta; Magnoliopsida; Malpighiales; Salicaceae.